Orcinus orca (killer whale) is the source of this 1938-nucleotide messenger RNA. RefSeq names its product cathepsin A (gene CTSA). Gene Ontology annotation, molecular function: serine-type carboxypeptidase activity. NCBI's taxonomy places the organism in Eukaryota, Metazoa, Chordata, Mammalia, Artiodactyla, Delphinidae. Gene Ontology annotation, biological process: proteolysis. The transcript has 15 exons. The record is from RefSeq and is a predicted model, not a curated record. The coding region runs from base 83 to 1567 and encodes 494 amino acids.
CGGGUGCUCGAGGACGUGGGGGCGGGAUGGGCAGGAGGAAGACUGUCACGUGACGCUGGAGCACACGUGACUCGGAGUACACAUGACUUCCCGUCGCGGGCCACCUCCGGGAGAGCAAGGACGCGAGGCAGCAGAGAUGGUCCGAGCCGCGCUGUCGCCGCCAUUCCUCCUGCUGCUGCUGCUCUCCUGGGCGCCCCGAAGCGAGGCAGCCCCCGACCAGGACGAGAUCCAGUACCUGCCAGGGCUGACCAAGCAGCCGUCUUUCCGCCAGUACUCUGGCUACCUCAGAGGCUCCGGCUCCAAGCACCUCCACUACUGGUUUGUGGAGUCCCAGAAGGAUCCCAAGAGCAGCCCUGUGGUGCUGUGGCUCAAUGGAGGGCCGGGCUGUAGCUCCCUAGACGGCCUCCUCACCGAGCACGGACCCUUCCUGAUCCAGCCAGAUGGUGCCACUCUGGAGUACAACCCCUAUUCCUGGAACCUGAUUGCCAAUGUGUUAUACCUCGAGUCCCCAGCUGGGGUGGGCUUUUCCUACUCCGAUGACAAGUCUUAUGCAACCAAUGACACCGAGGUGGCCCAGAGCAAUUUUGAAGCCCUUAAAGAUUUCUUCCGCCUCUUCCCGGAAUACAAGGACAACGAGCUUUUCCUGACGGGAGAGAGCUAUGCCGGCAUCUACAUCCCCACCCUGGCAGUGUUGGUCAUGCAGGACCCCAGCAUGAACCUUCAGGGGCUGGCUGUGGGCAAUGGACUCUCCUGCUAUGAGCAGAAUGACAACUCCCUGGUCUAUUUCGCCUACUACCAUGGCCUUCUGGGAAACAGGCUCUGGUCUUCCCUCCAGACCCACUGCUGCUCUCAAAACAAGUGUAACUUCUACGACAACAGAGACCCACAAUGCGUGACCAAUCUUCAGGAAGUGUCCCACAUCGUGGGCAGCUCCGGCCUCAACGUCUACAACCUCUACGCUCCAUGUGCUGGGGGGGUGCCCAGCCAUCUAAGGUACGAGAAGGACACUGUCGUGGUCCAGGAUCUGGGCAACAUCUUCACUCGCCUGCCACCCAAGCAGAUGUGGCAUCAGGCACUGCUGCGUUCUGCGGGAGAGGUGCGCCUGGACCCCCCCUGCACCAACACCACAGCCGCCUCCACCUACCUCAACAACCCUCUUGUGCGGAAGGCCCUCCACAUCCCCGAGCAGCUGCCCCGCUGGGACGUGUGCAACUUCCUGGUGAAUAUCCAGUACCGCCGUCUCUACCAAACCAUGUGUUCCCAGUACCUGAAGCUGCUGGCCGCACAGAAAUACCGGAUCCUGCUGUACAACGGAGAUGUGGACAUGGCCUGCAAUUUCAUGGGAGAUGAGUGGUUUGUGGAUUCCCUCAACCAGAAGAUGGAGGUACAGCGCCGGCCCUGGUUGGUGGACUACGGGGACAGUGGAGAGCAGAUCGCUGGCUUCGUGAAGGAGUUCUCCCACAUCGCCUUUCUUACCAUCAAGGGUGCCGGACACAUGGUCCCCACUGACAAGCCCCAGGCUGCCCUCACCAUGUUCUCCCGCUUCCUGAAUAAGCAGCCAUACUGAUGACCAUGGGAGCAGCCCCCCACUGCCUGAUCCAGCCCUUCCCAGCCUCUCGUGCCGGAAGGGAGGUCCUCCUUUAUGCAAAAUGCCCCUGUGGGGCAGAUCCCUGCCUCCAGAACUGACCCCACCCGCCUCCGCAGCCCUGUGCAUCCCAGACCUGGCCCCAGCGCCUCACAUAUACAGUCUGGGGGGAGUUUGCACUUUAUAACUCACUGGGGUGAGGCCUGGCCCCCUCCCUGCUUGAAGAAUGCCCUCAAGGCACUGAUCGCAUCCCAGGAACACAACAGAGCUCAGGACAGCCCACGGGGAGGGUGGACGGACUGUAAUUGAUGGAAUGACUGUGAUUAUGGAAUUAAAUUGGGUACAGCUUAAAA